Candidula unifasciata is the source of this 528-nucleotide messenger RNA. Lineage: Eukaryota; Metazoa; Mollusca; Gastropoda; Stylommatophora; Geomitridae. The record is from the annotation of a GenBank genome assembly.
AUGAAGAUUUACAGAUGUUGCGAAACAGGUGAUGAAAUGUUCACGGACACCUACCCACUUGAACUUGUAGGUGGCCUGUUCAGGAUUAAAGGCAGGUAUGUUUGCCGAUCAGAAAAGUUUGACGAUUCUAAAAUUGGCGCCAAUGCCAGCGCUGAAGAGCAGCAGGAUGAAGGAGCAGAUGAAAGCAGCUACUCCGGCAUAGAUGUCGUUCUUGACAACAGGCUACAGAAAACUGGCUUUUCCUCAAAGAAAGAUUUCAUGUCAUAUUUCAAGGACCUACUUAAGAAGAUAGAGGCAUACAAAAAGGAGAAGAAUCCAGAUUUUGAUGUGACAGCCUGGCGAACUGAGAUCCAGAAUACUUUCAAGACUGUCCUAGCCAGUUUUGACCAGUAUGAAUUCUACACUGGAGAAUCGUGCAACCCAGAUGGUACCAUUGCCAUGGUGAAAUGGGAAACCCCAGCAGGAGAGACAGAUGAUAUUCCUUAUGUGUACUUCUUUGCUGAUAGUGUCAGGGAAGAGAAAGUUUGA